This is a messenger RNA of Bufo gargarizans (Asiatic toad), 483 nucleotides long. RefSeq names its product late endosomal/lysosomal adaptor, MAPK and MTOR activator 4 (gene LAMTOR4). The record is from RefSeq and is a predicted model, not a curated record. The coding region runs from base 72 to 368 and encodes 98 amino acids. The transcript is spliced from 4 exons. Gene Ontology annotation, biological process: cellular response to amino acid stimulus; positive regulation of TOR signaling. Gene Ontology annotation, cellular component: Ragulator complex; lysosome. Lineage: Eukaryota; Metazoa; Chordata; Amphibia; Anura; Bufonidae. Gene Ontology annotation, molecular function: guanyl-nucleotide exchange factor activity.
CUGGGCACGGCCUAUUAGGAAGCGGCGGGGCGGAGCUGUGUGUCUAGGAGGAGGAAGUGGACGCUGCAGAGAUGACCUCCACCCUCACUCAGGGUCUGGAGCGGAUCCCGGACCAGUUGGGUUACCUGGUGAUGAGCGAGGAUGGCGUCCUGGCGAGCGCUGGCGACCUGGAGAAUGACGAGCGAUUGGCCGGCGUGAUCCGGGAGAUGGUGACCACGGCCUGCGGCUUCCACGGACUGGGGGACCAGAUGCCCUUCAAGCGCAUGAGCAUCGUUUUCGGGGAGCACUCCUUCCUCGUCACCAUCUCCGGACAGAAGAUCUACGUGGUGAAGCGGCAGAACGUGGUGCGGGAGCCCAUCAGCGUCUAGGCCGCCAUCUUGGACUUUGUGUAGAAGGAAGUCAGUUCUUGGCAAGGGGGAGGUUUGUCCCCCCCGGUUGUAUUGUGUUUAUUUUGCUUUAUACAUAAAGUUUAUUGAAAGCUUA